Molecule: messenger RNA, 950 nt
Organism: Daldinia loculata
Lineage: Eukaryota; Fungi; Ascomycota; Sordariomycetes; Xylariales; Hypoxylaceae
Exons: 3
Coding region: 423-848 (141 amino acids)
Source: RefSeq, a predicted model, not a curated record
CAAGAUUCAAGACAUAUCUAGGAUAACAUCAUUAAUCUAAAUAUUUUGAGUCUUCUAGUCUUCUGUCUACAUAAGUUUCAAAUCCCUGCUAGUUAUAUGUUAUUCUACAUCCUAGUGUUUAACGUUCAUUUUAAUGCUUUUCCAGGUCUCAAAUCGAAGACAUGGCCCAUGUCGCGGUGUCAUAAAGGCCUAUAACUCAAGAAGAUAUAGAAUAUUGGGCCAGAGAUAACCCAAACCGUCCUGGGAGCAGACCCGAAAUUAGAAUCCAAAGUAUUUGCCAAUCGCUUGCGCCCGUCGCGCUACGAAUAACUUGGACAGAGGAAGCUAUCGCCGCCGGCUUAGACGUUAACCAACUGCUUCCUCAUUCAAGCCGGCCUUUGCAAGAAGCGAUUGAGAACCCCCAAAAUCGCGACUGGCGCACUAUGACUACGCUGGACCAUUACGAAAGCCUUGAUCUAGUGAGGUGGCUGUUGGAUCACGGUGCUGACCCUCGGUUGAGGGAUUGGGCUGCCGUUAGUGCGAUAGAUGAAGCAUUAAUAAAUAAGCUUCGUAAUAAAGACUCUCCUAUAGCCGAGUUCUAUGACCAGGCGCGCAAGAUGAUGAUAGAAGCUGCUAGAAAGCUUGAAGAUAAAGAGGUAGCCGAGAUGACCAUCUUGGACCGCUGUAAAGACUUGCUCGGUGCUGGCAAGUACUUCCACGACCACUGGUGUGUUCUUUGUAGGCGCGGAUACCUAGGGCAUAAGAAAGGUGAGCAGAAAAAGGACUGCGAAUAUUGCAAGGAAGAAAAGGAGUUUAAUUGGCACUAUACGCGCACUGAUGCAUUAAUGGUGUAUCAGAGGUAUAUAUAAGCCUUAAAAAUAGGUCGGAACAUAAGAUACUUGAAGCUAUAUCUCUCCCAUUAAUAUAAUCCCAAAGAGCAGUGCAAGUCAUUCGUUACAGCAUACUACUCU